AUGGCCAAAUGGCGAUGUUUGAGACGGGAGGUCACUCCAAUGUCAAGACUUGUGAUGGCUAGAAGGAAUGAUGUUGCAAUAGUUGUUGCUUUGGAAGCAAUGGCCCAAGCUUUAGAGAACCAAUCGAAUGGUGGUGAGAAUGCUAUUUCUCGGAAUGCUUGUGGCAAGAAGGAAAUUGAAUUCCUUGACCUGAAACAAGAGAACAAAUCUGUUGUGGAAAGUUUGAUUAAGAAGGCAAUAAGUUACCAGAAGAUUCGUAUCUUUGCUGAUUUGGUUGAUUGUUGUCAGAUCUAUGGGGAAGACAACAGUGCUCAUUAUCGUGUGAUAAAUGAGAAGAGGGAAAAAAGUCAACAAGGUCGUGGUAAGCCUUAUGAAGCUCAGAGUAGAAAGGGUAAGCAGAAAGCGGUUGAGGGUAAGAGAACUAGUAGAGGAGAUGCUCCUACUGGUAUUGUAUGCUUCAAGUGUGACAAGGUUGGUCACAAGAGCACUGUGUGUACUGCUGGUACCAAGAGAUGUUCCGCUGUGGUAAGAUUUGACAUGAAGCACCUAAAUGCAAGCAUAAAAAGAUGGUAUGUUUCAACUAUGGUGAAGAAGGCCAUAUUGGGAGCAAGUGUCGAAAGCCCAAGAAGGAGCAAUCUAAUGGGAAGAUUGGAUCUUGUGUUAUCUGCUAUGAACGAAGAAAUGGUUGCCGAUACUCCGGCUAAGGGUUCAGUCACUACUUCUCUUUCUAUGAGGUUUUCUUCUCUUGAAGAGGAAAGCUUAGAGUUGUUAUCGGCCAGACAAUUUUGUUUAUUGAUGAAAGAAGAUGUGCUGGUGUUCGCGUUGGUUGCUUCGAUGUCUGUUGAGAAUCAAGCGGUACUAGAAAGGUUGAAGGUGAGAGAGGUUGAGUUCUCUAUUGAUCUUGUACUUGGUACUAGACUUGUGUCUAUGGCGCCGUACAAGAUGUCUGCUUUAGAGUUGUCUGAAUUGAAGAAGCAAUUGGAAGAGUUGCUUGAAAAGAAGUUCGUGAGACCUAGUGUGUCACCGUGGGGAACUCCGGUGUUGUUGGUUAAGAAGAAUGAUGGAAAUAUGAGGCUUUACAUUGAUUAUUGUCAGUUAAAUAAGGUGACAAUCAAGAACAAAUAUCUACUUCCAAGUAAUUAG
This is a messenger RNA of Vicia villosa (hairy vetch), 1143 nucleotides long. RefSeq lists its product as uncharacterized. NCBI's taxonomy places the organism in Eukaryota, Viridiplantae, Streptophyta, Magnoliopsida, Fabales, Fabaceae. The transcript is spliced from 7 exons. The record is from RefSeq and is a predicted model, not a curated record. The coding region runs from base 1 to 1143 and encodes 380 amino acids.